Molecule: messenger RNA, 795 nt
Organism: Sceloporus undulatus (fence lizard)
Lineage: Eukaryota; Metazoa; Chordata; Lepidosauria; Squamata; Phrynosomatidae
Product: alpha-1-antiproteinase-like
Exons: 4
Coding region: 28-735 (235 amino acids)
Biological process (GO): negative regulation of endopeptidase activity
Molecular function (GO): serine-type endopeptidase inhibitor activity
Source: RefSeq, a predicted model, not a curated record
GAGCCCCAAGAAGUGAGAAGCAGAUCAAUGAAUAUGUGGAGAGAAAACCCAUGGGAAAAUUGUGGAACUGGUCAAGGGUCUCGAUCCACCACUGUUAUAGUUAUGGUUAACUACAUAUUCUUUAAAGGCAGCUGGGAGAAACCUUUUGAUCCAGCAAUGACAACAGAAAGAGACUUCUUUGUAGAUCAUGAGACAACUGUCAAAGUCCCAAUGAUGCACAGGCUGGGCUGGUUUCACUACUAUUUUGAUGCUGAGCUCUCCUGCACAGUGCUACAGCUUGACUACAAUGGUACUGCGACAGCAUUUUUUGUCCUACCUGAAGCUGGGAAAAGCAAGGAACUGGAUAAGGCAAUUUCAAUUGGUGUUUUGACCAAGUGGGCUGAACGUGUUCGACGUCACACAGCAAACGUGUAUCUUCCAAAGUUUAAUAUUUCUGCCAGCUAUGACCUAGAGGAGCCCCUCUCCAAAAUGGGUAUUACUGAUAUAUUCUCUGACCAUGCUGAUCUCUCUGGAAUCACUGGGGAAAGUUUGAAAGUAUCAAAAAUUACCCAUAAAGCUGCACUGACUGUUGAUGAAAGGGGUACUGAGGCAGCUGCAGCCACUGCAGUCGAAAUCAUUCCCAUGUCUUUGCCUCCAACCAUUGAGUUCAACCAUCCUUUUCACAUGCUGAUGUAUGAUGAAGUCACCAACAGUACACUUUUUAUUGGCAAAAUAGUAGACCCAACUAAGCCUUAAGCAACAAAUACAGUAAAUUCUGAAUACAUCUUGAAAAUAAACAACACUUUGGAACCUGAA